CUCUUGUCGAUAAAUAGAGCUUCAGCUGGCGAGCUGGGUGAAGCUUUUCCGGCAGCGAAUUGGCUCUGAUCUUCUGUUUCUUCUCAGCGCUAUCGAUAUGGGUCGAGUGUCGUGGAUCCUUUCGCUGCUCUCGGUGACAAGCUGCGUUUCCGCCGUGGCUUGGAUUGGAGAAGUCAAGGAGGUGGACGGCGUAACUUACCAGUGCAAGUGCUACUCGGACAAUGCAUGCUGGCCAAAGAAUGCAGAAUGGGAUGCGCUGAACACGACUGUCGGCGGUGCUUUACAAGUCGCCGUGCCUCCGGGUGCGCCUUGCCAUAAGCAGCUAGGAAACUCGUCGAUUAGCGUAUACAACGAAGCGGCCUGCUCAAAUGUGCAAGCCAAUUGGGUGAAUGAGCAAUGGCUGACUGACCACCCCAUUGCAAACCUCUGGCCUCUCUACACCAACAACACCUGCCUGCCGACGGACAAUCCCAGCGCUCCUUGCACACGGGGCUUCUACGGAACCUACGUGAUCCUAGCGACGACCAAGGCGCACAUCAAAGCUGGUAUUGACUUCGCGAGAGAGCACAAUCUUCGACUGAUUAUCCGGAACACUGGCCAUGACUUCAUGGGCCGCUCGACGGGAUACGGAUCCUUGAUCAUCAACACCCACACCUUCAAGGACGUCACGUUUACGAAGAAGUAUGAUGGCCCAGGGAACUGGACAGGUGGCGCUGCGGUGGUCGGCGCUGGUGUUCAAGGACGCGAACUCUUCCGAAAGUGUUUUGCUCAGAGUCCUCCGGUUGUCAUCGUCGGUGGAGAGUGCCCGACCGUUGGUUGGGCCGGCGGAUACAUACUAGGAGGAGGCCAUGGUCCUUUGACAACCAUCUACGGAAUGGGAGCGGACAACGUGCUCUCGUUCGACGUGGUAACAGCUUCGGGAGAAUACGUCACAGCCAAUGCGAAGGAGAACCCCGAUCUGUUCUGGGCCUUGAAGGGAGGUGGUCCCGUCUUCGCCACGGUUGUGUCCAUCACCGCUAAGACGUUCCCGGAGGUCCCAACCGCCGGCACCAGACUCAACAUCAACAGCACCCUUACCAACGACUCGGCUGUCUUCAAUGAAGGCUUCCGUAUCUUCCACAAUCUUGCCAACCACUACGUGGAGAACGGCAUGUUCGUCUACUUCGAACUCUCCCUCGGCACAUUGCAUAUCCAGCCGUUCGUGGGGCCGAGGAUGGACGAGGCAAAGAUCAAGGAAGUACUGAAGCCACUUUUUGAUCAGCUGAACGCCGCCAAUAUCCCGUACGAUGCGUACACCAGGGCGUUCCCCACGUUCUUCGAGCUAUACAUCGACAUGUUCGAGGACGAGCAGCCGAACCAGAACUCGGUAGUCGGCGGCCGCAUCUUCACUCACCAAGACAUCGAGGAGAACGGCGACGGGGUUGCCAAGGCGCUCCUGUUCGCUAGCCAGCCGACGAACGACACCUUCGGAUUCUCUGUUGGACAUAUCGUCGAUCCAGGGCAUGGUGUGCCGGUAGCGGAUAACGCGAUCCAUCCCACGUGGCGCAAUGCGAGCAGCUUUGUGAUCACCAACGUGAUCAUGACCGGCACCGAGAGCUGGGAGGUAAAAAUGGAGCGCGAGAACGUCCAAACGAACGUCGUCGGAAAGGCGUUGAGGGAGGCGGGUCCGAAUGGUGCUACCUAUGUGAACGAAGGCGAUCUUAACGAGCCGAACUGGCAGGAGUCGUACUGGGGCAGCAAGUACCCUAGACUCCUCGAGAUCCGGAAGAAGUGGGAUCCCACCGGGCUGUUCUAUGCCAAGACGACUCCUGGCACGGAGGACUGGGAUGUGAUUGACUAUGGGACGAAGCUCUGCAAGAAGGCGUCGUGAAGGGAUGCGGCACCGUGAACAUAAACGAAGGGAUGAUAUU
Trematosphaeria pertusa is the source of this 1910-nucleotide messenger RNA. RefSeq names its product FAD/FMN-containing isoamyl alcohol oxidase-like protein MreA. Gene Ontology annotation, molecular function: FAD binding; oxidoreductase activity. Bases 98 to 1870 code for a protein of 590 amino acids. Lineage: Eukaryota; Fungi; Ascomycota; Dothideomycetes; Pleosporales; Trematosphaeriaceae. The record is from RefSeq and is a predicted model, not a curated record. The transcript has 4 exons.